UAGAAUUUCCAUUCAUCCAUUUUUUAUAGUUUUUAGUUGUCUACUGAAAUUGUCAUCUUGUCUUUUAAUUCGCUGAACGUAUCGACCAUAGUUGUGUUAAAGCCUGUGUCUGAUGUUUCCAUCGCAUGUUUCCCCUUCUGCCUGUCUUUCCAUUUAUUUCUCUUGGUUUUGGUUAGGUAGUCUUGCUCCUAUGUGUCUGGUUGUUUUAGAUUGAAUGCCAGGCAUUGUAAAUGAAAAUUUUUAGAGAUAAUUUACGGCUGUAUGUCUCUGCUGUCUAGUGUGAUAACCACUAGCCACAUGUGACUAUUUAAAUCAUUUAAAAGUAAGUAAAGUUUUAAAAUCCAGGUCCUAUUGCCUGAGCCACACUUCAAAUGCUCAACAGCCACAUGUGGGUAGUGGCUGCCUUAUCAGGACAGAUACCUUUUACUGGAGAGAAUUUACUUUUGCUUAUGGCCUCAGAGAUGCAAGGAACCCUGAAUCACCUCAAGCCAGUUGAGUUUGAGAUGAUUCUGAAUUGGGCUCAGGUCUUACAAGGGCUGGUGUCCUUCUGAUUUCCCUUCCAGUCUGAGUGUAGCCUUUGGAGGUUAGUCAAGUCUGAAUACUGGAGGAUUCCCAGGGCUGCCACCUCAGCAGGCCCAGCUCCAGGGUUUAUGUCUUCAGUCCUGUCUUCUGUGAAAAGCUCUGUUCACCCUUGCGGCCUGGCCUUCCGCAUUAACAGACACCCCUGGGAGAAGAGCAGCCCAGACGCAGCUCAGCCCUCAGUCUUCCCUUCUGUUCCUCAGCUUGAGGCCUUGUAAUUCCUCAUGGCCUUGAUGGUUCUCUAAUGUAUACAAACUGAUUUUUAGCAAAAAUAUUUUUGUCCCCAGCCGCCUUAGUAGUUCUUAGAGGGAGAGAUGUUUAAAACAGUGGUCCGUCAAGCCAGAAGUAGAACUCCUCUAAAAAUGAUGUUUUAAUCAAAUACUUAAACAAAGAUGCCCAACAGCUAACCUGUUUAGUGCACUUUUUCACCUCUGUGGUCCUGUUUGAUUCCAGUUACAACUUUGUGAUCAACAUACUUUGUAUCUUUAUUUCAGAGAUGAGAACAUUUAGGUUCAAAGAGAUAAAAUAAACAAGCAAGUGGAGGGAGAGCUGAGAUUCAACCCCAGGUUCCCUGAGAUCCUCUGUCUGUUGUUAGACCCAGCGGUCUGGCAGUGAUAAUCACGCAAAAUGAAUGAUAACUGCUAAAAUACCAAGCACAGCAGUUGCUAGACCUGUAGCUACUGGAUGUGGGUCCAAGACAUCCCUGGCAUCGUCAAUGGGAAGACCAAUGACAGGGGCUAUUCAGGAUGGAGUUACUAGACCCAUGACAGCAGUGAGAGCAGCUGGUUUUACCAAAGCAGCUUUGAGAGGCUCUGCGUUCGACCCCCUCGGUCAGUCGCGGGGCCCUGCACCGCCCCUGGAGGCCAGGAACGAAGACAGUCCAGAAGAAAAGAUAAGACAAUUAGAGAAGAAAGUAAAUGAGUUGGUAGAAGAAAGCUGUAUUGCUAACAGUUGUGGAGACUUAAAAUUGGCCUUAGAAAAGGCAAAAGAUGCAGGAAGAAAAGAGAGAGUCCUGGUGAGACAACGAGAACAAGUUACAAGUCCAGAAAACAUCAAUUUGGAUUUAACUUACUCAGUUCUUUUCAACUUGGCCAGUCAGUAUUCAGCUAAUGAAAUGUAUCCUGAAGCACUAAACACAUAUCAAGUUAUAGUGAAAAAUAAGAUGUUUAGCAAUGCAGGACGGUUGAAAGUGAAUAUGGGAAAUAUUUAUUUAAAGCAAAGAAAUUAUUCCAAAGCCAUUAAAUUCUACCGAAUGGCCUUAGAUCAAAUUCCAAGUGUCCAUAAAGAAAUGAGGAUUAAAAUUAUGCAGAACAUUGGAGUUACAUUUAUUAAAACUGGGCAGUAUUCAGAUGCCAUUAAUUCAUUUGAGCACAUAAUGAGUGUGGCACCAAACCUGAAGGCAGGCUUCAACCUAAUUCUUAGUUACUUUGCUGUUGGAGAUCGAGAAAAAAUGAAGAAGGCAUUCCAAAAGCUGAUUGCUGUUCCAUUAGAAACUGAUGAAGAUGGUAAAUACAUUUCACCAAAUGAUGACCCACAUACUAAUUUAGUGAUUGAAGCUAUAAAAAAUGAUCAUCUAAGGCAAAUGGAACGUGAAAGGAAAGCCAUGGCAGAAAAAUACAUCAUGACAGCUGCAAAACUCAUUGCUCCUGUAAUUGAAACAUCUUUUGCUGUAGGUUAUGAUUGGUGUGUUGAAGUUGUGAAAGCUUCUCAGUACGUAGAGCUGGCAAAUGAUCUGGAAAUAAACAAAGCAAUUAUGUACCUGAGACAAAAGGACUUUAAUCAAGCUGUAGAGACCUUAAAAAUGUUUGAAAAAAAGGACAGUAGUGUGAAGAGUGCAGCUGCAACCAACCUCUCACUCCUGUAUUAUUUGGAGAAUGAAUUCUCACAAGCCAGUAGCUAUGCAGAUUUAGCUGUGAACUCUGACAGAUAUAACCCGUCAGCUCUUACUAAUAAAGGGAAUACAGUUUUUGCAAAUGGUGACUAUGAGAAGGCAGCUGAAUUCUAUAAAGAGGCUCUAAGAAAUGAUUCUUCUUGUACUGAAGCACUUUAUAAUAUUGGCCUUACCUGUAAGAAGCUGAACCGGCUUGAUGAAGCUUUGGACUGUUUCCUGAAACUUCACGCAAUCCUAAGAAACAGCGCCCAAGUCCUUUACCAGAUAGCAAAUAUAUACGAGUUAAUGGAAGAUCCCAAUCAAGCUAUGGAAUGGUUAAUGCAGCUGAUCAGUGUUGUUCCAACUGACUCCAGAGCUUUGUCUAAACUGGGAGGAUUAUAUGACAGUGAGGGGGAUAAAUCCCAAGCAUUCCAAUAUUACUAUGAGUCCUAUAGGUAUUUCCCGUCCAAUAUUGAAGUCAUCGAGUGGCUUGGGGCCUAUUACAUCGACACCCAGUUUUGUGAAAAAGCCAUUCAGUACUUUGAAAGAGCUUCUCUUAUACAGCCUACACAAGUGAAGUGGCAGCUGAUGGUAGCUAGCUGUUUUAGAAGAAGUGUCCCUCUUAUAGAGCAACCAGAUGUCCAGGAGAGCUCCCUCACCCAGGGAAGCGCGAGCUGUGACCACCGGCAGCAGUCCCCGCCAUUUCUUAGGGCCCUCUGUCCACCUCCGAGAGCCCCUCAGGUGGCAGCGGGACACAGGUGCAGUGUGACCUCAGGUAACUACCAAAAAGCAUUAGAUACUUACAAAGAUAUUCACAGAAAAUUUCCAGAAAAUGUUGAAUGUCUACGUUUCUUGGUUCGUCUCUGCACAGAUAUUGGAUUAAAAGAAGUUCAAGAAUAUGCAACAAAACUCAAGAGAUUGGAAAAAAUGAAAGAAAUCAGGGAACAGCGCACCAAGCCCGGCAGGGACGGCAGCGGGGGUCCCCGCGGCAGGAGAGACGGGAGCGCUGGCAGUGACGGCGGCCAGAACUGUGGUGCCGGUAGCAGAGGCGAGCGGCUCAGCGCCCAGCUCCGAGCCCUGCCCAGGACGGAGGAGCCUUACGACAGCAGCAGUAACAAGGAGCUAGACGCCUCCUAUGUGGAUCCGCUUGGCCCGCAAAUAGAAAGACCCAGAACUGCAGCCAAAAAGAGAGUCGACGAGGAUGAUUUUGCUGAUGAAGAAUUAGGAGAUGAUUUGCUUCCAGAAUAAUAUAUAUUUUAAUGUAUUAUUUAUUAAUUAAAGGGAAGGAAUCGCCUUACAAGAUAAUACUCAUGUUAAAGUUUGGAUUAAAUACCCAAACUUUAAUUUUGCACACUGUCAAAACUUUAAAUAAGUGUAUUCUGUUCUGUGAGUAUGGAUUUAGAUUUUGUUUUGCUUUUAAUGGAAUAAAAACAUGUGAAAAUAA
Lagenorhynchus albirostris (white-beaked dolphin) is the source of this 3893-nucleotide messenger RNA. RefSeq names its product intraflagellar transport 88 (gene IFT88). The record is from RefSeq and is a predicted model, not a curated record. The coding region runs from base 1211 to 3697 and encodes 828 amino acids. Gene Ontology annotation, cellular component: non-motile cilium; ciliary basal body; centriole. Gene Ontology annotation, molecular function: kinesin binding. NCBI's taxonomy places the organism in Eukaryota, Metazoa, Chordata, Mammalia, Artiodactyla, Delphinidae. The transcript has 25 exons. Gene Ontology annotation, biological process: kidney development; non-motile cilium assembly; inner ear receptor cell stereocilium organization.